AAACAUGCACGACGCCAUUUUCAAUGCACAAUACUCAAGUACACUCACUGUUUAAUGUAGUGUGUUAAUUCUAUAUGAUGUUCAGGAAGCACUGAGGAUAUUUACAAAAAGUUAAAAUUGUAUUUAUUGAUACAAAAUCUCAAAUCGAAUAUACAACUUCGAUUUUAAAAAAAUGUGUAUACUAAUGAAUGUAUUUUCUCUUCUGAUUCCACCUCUCUGACUACUAGUGCCAUCUACUAUACACUGAGCAUGACGUAACUGCUGAACACCUCCUCGGUAGUCUAAGAUGGCGGGGAGUAACUUUACGAUGUGAUGGAUGUGCGCGCGUGAUAAAUCCGUUCUCGAUUGAAUCUGACAUGGGGUGAAUACGUGAAAACGUGCGAAGUGUCUACGUAUCCUUGUAUAUACAUGUUUUAAUAUAUUUAUUGAACUAUUUGUUUUUAUCACAAUGGCGACUGAUAAAAUUAAAGUGGCUGUUCGGGUGCGACCCUUCAAUAGAAGAGAAUUGGAAUUGGGAACACAAUGUGUGGUGCAGAUGGAAGGACAACAGACUAUUCUUCAUCAUCUCGAAAGGAAGCAGCCCAAGGCGUUCGCCUUCGACCACUGCUUCUACUCGCUGGAGCGGGAGGCCGCGCACUACGCCAGCCAGGAGGCCGUCUUCGACUGCCUCGGCCGCGACAUCCUGGACAACGCCUUCCAGGGCUACAACGCCUGCAUCUUCGCCUACGGCCAGACAGGUUCUGGCAAAUCGUAUACCAUGAUGGGAAGUCAAGAUAGUAAAGGUAUUAUUCCCCGCCUCUGUGAUUCACUGUUUGACACUAUAGCGAAACAACAAAGCUCGGAACUUACGUACAAAGUAGAAGUAAGUUAUAUGGAAAUUUAUAAUGAAAAGGUUCAUGAUCUUCUGGACCCUAAAGCCAAUAAGCAAUCCUUGAAAGUUAGAGAACACAAUGUUCUAGGUCCAUAUGUUGAUGGUCUUUCUCAAUUGGCAGUCACAUCAUUUCAGGACAUUGAUAACUUAAUGGCGGAAGGAAAUAAGUCACGCACUGUUGCUGCUACAAACAUGAACAGUGAGAGCUCUCGAUCUCAUGCAGUUUUCUCAGUUGUAUUGACACAGACUUUAACUGACACGAAAAGCGGUGUAUCUGGUGAAAAAGUGAGUCGGAUGUCCUUAGUGGAUUUGGCUGGUAGUGAACGUGCUGUGAAGACUGGUGCUGUAGGAGACAGACUGAAAGAAGGUUCCAAUAUCAAUAAAUCCUUAACAACACUUGGCUUAGUUAUUUCAAAGCUCGCUGACCAAGCUUCUGGAGCUAAGAACAAGGACAAAUUUGUACCGUACCGAGACUCAGUCUUGACAUGGCUGCUGAAGGAUAACCUUGGAGGCAACAGUAAAACUGUGAUGGUAGCCACUAUUUCACCUGCUGCUGACAAUUAUGAGGAAACACUGUCUACGUUGCGAUAUGCAGACCGGGCCAAGCGUAUUGUUAACCAUGCUGUUGUCAAUGAAGAUCCUAAUGCAAGAAUAAUUCGAGAAUUGCGUCAAGAAGUAGAAGCUUUGAAAGAAAUGCUGAAGCAUGCUACUGGAUCUGAUGUCUACAAGGAGCAACGUGUUGACCUUCAUGAAAAACUCAGUGAAAGUGAAAAACUGAUGAAGGAAAUGUCUCAAACAUGGGAAGAAAAACUCCUGAAAACAGAACGUCUUCAGCAUGAACGACAACAAGCUCUUGAAAAAAUGGGUAUUAGUGUACAAGCUUCUGGUAUCAAGGUAGAAAAGAAUAAAUAUUACCUUGUUAAUCUCAAUGCAGAUCCAUCUCUUAAUGAAUUACUAGUCUACUAUCUUAAGGAUAGAACGUUAGUUGGUGGCCGUGGUGCCCCUAUGGAACAGGAUAUUCAGCUCUCUGGUUUGGGUAUCCAACCUGAACAUUGUAUUAUCACUAUAGAAGAUGGAGGCCUUCUCAUGGAGCCAGUUAAUGGUGCUCGAUCAUAUGUAAAUGGCAAUGCUGUUACUGAACGAACUCCAUUACACCAUGGUGAUCGAAUCUUGUGGGGCAAUCAUCACUUUUUUAGAGUCAAUUGUCCCAAAUCUUCAGCCAUGUCAGAGCCACAAACUCCAGCCCAGACAAUAGAUUACAACUUUGCACGUGAGGAGCUUAUGUUGAACGAAUUGAGCAAUGAUCCUAUUCAAACAGCAAUUGCACGUUUAGAGAAACAGCAUGAAGAAGAUAAGCAAGUGGCAUUGGAGAAACAGAGGCAGGAAUAUGAACGUCAGUUCCAGCAACUGAGAAAUAUUUUAUCUCCUUCCACUCCCUAUUCACCAUAUGUGCCAUAUGACCCCUUCAGAGUUGGGAAGAUCACUCCUUGCACACCAACAACCCAAAUGAGAGUUGAACGGUGGGCCCAAGAAAGGGAUGAAAUGUUUAAGCGAAGUUUGGGGCAGCUCAAAGCAGAUAUUUUACGAGCAAAUGCAUCAGUUAAAGAAGCAAAUUUCCUUGCAGAGGAAAUGAGUCGCCAAACUACUUUUAGUGUAACUCUUCAGAUCCCACCAGCAAAUUUAAGUCCAAAUCGUAAGAAAGGAGCAUUUGUCAGUGAACCUGCCAUUUUAGUGAAACGCAAGGGGUUGGGAAGUCAAGUUUGGUCUAUGGAAAAAUUAGAAAAUAAAUUGAUUGAUAUGAGAGAUUUAUAUGAAGAGAAAAAGGAGAAAAAUGUACCAAUGAAGGAGGAUGUUCCAGCAAAAGGUCAAGAUCCUUUUUAUGAAUCACAGGAGAAUCACAAUCUUAUUGGGGUAGCAAAUAUUUUCUUAGAAGUUCUGUUUCAUGAAGUCAAGUUAGAUUAUCACACUCCAAUAAUAAGUCAGCAAGGAGAAGUUGCUGGAAGAUUACAGGUUGAGCUGAGUCGUGUCAGUGGAACAUUUCCUCAGGACAGAACAGCUGAAGCUGCAUCAGAAAGUUCUGGUGAUUCUGGUCAGGAUGAAGAAGAUCUCCCCAAUGGCUCUGGUCAAAUUAUUUGCAGAGUGACAAUCAAGCAAGCAUCUGGCUUACCUUUGUCAUUGUCUAAUUUUGUUUUCUGCCAAUAUUCUUUCUGGAAUCAUCCUGACAGUAUUGUUGUUCCUCCUGUUGUGGACACUGAGUAUCCAGCUCCUUGUGCAACAGGGCGUGAUUCUAUGACCUUUAAAUUUGAUCAUAGCAAAGACUUCUCUAUUCCUAUCACAGAAGAGUUCAUGGAACAUUGCUCAGAGGGAGCCUUGUCCAUUGAGGUGUGGGGACACAGAUGUGCUGGCUUCUCAAGAUCGAAGGAAGGCUGGGAAGUGGAGCAGCAGCAGCUGGCAAAGGCUCGAUCGCUUGCGGACAGAUGGAGUGAACUUACUCGUAAAAUUGAAUUGUGGGUUGAAAUUCAAGAGUUAAAUGACGCUGGUGAGUAUACAGCAGUUGAAGUUACUGCAAAGCCUGACCUGCUCACUGGAGGUCUAUAUCAGCUUCGACAAGGCCAGCAAAGACGAAUACAAGCCCGAGUGAAACCUGUUCAGAAUUCUGGCACAUUACCAAUAAUCUGUCAAUCUAUAGUGAGCAUUGCUGUUGGCAGUGUGUCUGUGAGGAAUAGACUCCAGAAGCCUCUUGACUCUUAUCAAGAAGAAGAUCUGGCAGUAUUGCGAGAGAAAUGGAGUGAUGCCCUGAUGAGGCGGCGGCAAUAUUUGGAUCAACAGAUUCAGAAGCUCAUUCACAAGCAAGACAAGACAGAACAAGAUGUGGAACGAGAACAAAGCCUUGUGGAUCAGUGGGUGAGUCUCACUGAGGAACGGAAUGCUGUGUUGGUGCCUUCUGCUGGCUCUGGUAUUCCUGGGGCUCCAGCUGACUGGGAUCCGCCUCCAGGAAUGGAACCUCAUGUGCCCGUGCUGUUCCUAGAUUUAAAUGCGGAUGAUUUAUCAACCACUCAGUCAGGGGAUGAAGUCACUAUCACUGGUCUUAAUUCAAUUCUUCCCAAAGAACAUGGCAAUAAAUUUUACAACCUUCCUAUAAUUAAACAUGAGGAAAAGGACGUUUGUGCUGUAGCAGCCUGGGAUUCAUCAAUUCAUGACAGUCAUCAUUUGAACAAAGUCACAGAUGCAAAUGAACGGGUUUAUCUUAUUUUGAAAACUACUGUUCGAUUAUCUCAUCCUGCAACAAUGGACUUAGUGCUGCGUAAGAGACUGGCUUUGAAUAUAUAUAAAAGACAAAGUAUUACUGAUAGAAUCAGAAAAAAAAUAGUUCGAUCUGAUUGGUUGACGCAGUCUGGUGUAACAUAUGAAGUUGUAUCAAAUAUUCCUAAGGCAAGUGAGGAGCUGGAAGAUCGGGAAUCUCUUGCUCAAAUUGCUGCAUCUGGAGAAGACACUUCUCUUAGUGAUGGAGAAACUUAUAUAGAAAAGUACACCAGAGGAGUCAGUGCAGUGGAGAGCAUCCUGACAUUGGAUCGUCUGCGCCAAAGUGUUGCUGUUAAGGAACUGCUGCAGGCUCAAGGCCAAAAACCAAUGCGCAAGACUGCCAGUAUCAUGCGUUUUGAUAACAGCACCGACUCGGGUGUUAGUGGAGUUUGCCGUUCUGAGAGUGUCACUGAUCUGAACAUGGAGCAAAGCUCCACUCCACUGCGUGAAUCUCGACGUCCUGGUUAUGGCUCACAAGCUGUAUCAUAUACAAACUUGACAAGUGAAGAUUCAAUGUCUAUCCGAAGCAUAAGUGUAGAUGAAACUCCUGAUGUAGAAAAUCGUCCAGCUCUUGUUAUGGAUCUCCAUCCUGUGACAGAAGUGCCAAAUACUUCAGGAGUAGAGCAAAGUGACAAUAUCAAACAGUUACAUAAUGCAGGUGUCAGAUCUGGAUUAGUAUCUUUAAACAAAAGUAAUGUUUUACCUCCAAGGGAAGUCCUGAAAUUGGAACGCAAAUCUGCUGUUGAGAUAAAUACUGAAAGGUUAGCUCAUUCUCACCAAGCAGAAGUAUUAUCAGGAAAUGCAAGAAUUCCUCCAGUCACAACUGGUGAUAGGAGUUCCUUGUGCUUGGAUUUGAAAAAUAGCCAUAAUGGACAUCAAAUUCUGGGGACGAGUCCCCUAGUGAAGGAACAUCUGUGGUGCACACACGCUUACCACCUGGGAAGGUUGUUCGACGUCGAAAAGCAACAAAAUCACCUUUGGUAACUCAACAGAGAGCUUCCUUCCCAAUGGCUAGGCCUCAGGUGUCUGAAAGCAAAGCAGCUCUCAAACUGGAACAGCGACUGCAAAAUGUAUCGCUGGCACAGAAUGGAGUUAUCAGCCCUGACAGCACAUCUAGUGAACGGGUAGUAAACGAUGAAGAAACUGAAAGCAGUAGUACGUUUGGAUCUAGGCGAGACCUGAAUCGGCUGACUGACGUCCCUCCUCCAGAAUGGGUUGUAACUGGUGAGAGUGUUUUGAUUCGGCCAUACAAUUCAUCAGGUGUCAUUGCAUAUGUAGGUCCUACUGAAUUUGCCUCUGGCACAUGGGUCGGAGUUGAGUUGGAUGCUCCAACAGGCAAGAAUGAUGGUACUGUUCAAGGAGUGCAAUAUUUCAGCUGUCGGCCUAAAUGUGGCAUAUUUGUCCGAGCAGACAAGUUGAUACAAGACAGGCGAGGUCGUGCUAUGAGAACAGGGAGUCGUUCAUCAGAUGCAAAUUCCACGGGCACUAUGAAGAGAAGUGGCAGUAGAGGUGAGGGACUGUCUACAUUACAUCGUUCCCGCAGCCGAGGUGAGGGCCUGAGCACUGUUGGAGCCCGUUCUACUCCUCGCAGCAAGUAGAACAGCCUGCUUGAGGAAGCAUCAAGGCCCUGCGCACAGCCCCUGUCCUGGGAGAAGCCUCCCGCCUCCCAAGUGGGCUGAGUCCCACCCAUCCCGUCCCAAGCCGCCCCCUCCGUGCGCGGACAGCACAGGUUCAGCACUUCAUUGCUGCUCGUUGAGUACGUUUAGUUCCAUGUGACUACCUUCUGAUAGGUUGGUUGUUAUUUUUAAUGAAAAUAUGUAUUUCUUCUUUAAAGAAGAAUACUAUUAUGUGUAUAAAUAUGGUAAAAUGAACAUGUUUCAGGUCAAAUCUUCUGUGAUGAUUUCUUAAUUUAUUUGAGUACCUUUAAUUUUUGUAAUAUUUUAAGUAGGGUAAUUAUUUUUUUGUUUGUUUUUUGUUAAGAGAUAUUUUCCCUCUUGAUUAUGGCUGAAGGCUGAUCAUGCAUAUGUCUGGCAUUGCCUGUGUACACUUUCAAAUUCUUCAUGGCUGGUAUCUCCCUGAUCCCCAGACAAUGCAAUUACCUGUAAUGUAGCAGAUAGUUUUCAUUUCUGCUCAAGCCGGAAGAAACCGGGGUGGAACAUCCUCUAUUUGCUGUUUGCAACAUUUUUCCCUCCAUUUGUAAACGAGAUGUGCAGCUUGAAAGGAAAUAAUUGUUGAUUUAUGUUUUGCCUGUUGUUGACAUUUUAUAUUGUGUUAAGUUGAAUAAGAUGACACAGAUGCAGUGAGAAUUUGUUUUACUUGUGUGUGGAGAAUGGCAAUGUAGGUAGGUGCAAGGACAAUUUACAACAUUACUUUUUUUUUAUACCAGCAUUCCUCACGAAACAUACAUUGAGUUUCCUCCAGUAUUAACUGUGAAAGUAACUACAUGUACAUUGUAAGGCAUUCUCUUGGAAUGUCAUUUACCCAUAGUAUAAUGACAAAAAAGAAAACUGUUGUGUGGUCUUUAUUUUAUUUUGCAAUCAUACAUAAAUCAAAAACCAAUAUUUUCAAAUAGCAAUAUAGGAGAUAUCUUUGAAGUGGUGUGCAUUUUAAAUAAGUGAACUGUGUGACUGAUAAGAUUUUCAUCUAUUUGUGCAGUUUCUGAGCACUUAAAAUGAAUUAAGUCAUUUUGUAAUAAAUAAUAGUGUAAAAAUAUUCAUUUUCUGUGCACAGGAUUGUGAUAAGACUUUUCUGAAGAGCGGUUCUGUGGGGAUUGUAGAAGGCUCAUUUUCUUAGCAUGAAAUUGUAUAAUAAGGUUAUAAGCAUCGAAAGUAGGUGUGAGCAAGAGAUAUUCUUUUCAGAGGGCUUAAAGAAUAAAGUAUACAGAAACGUGAUUUUCACCUGUGCAAUAUUGAAAUUCUGAUACAUAAUUAAUCAUAUUGUAAUCUAAUCAAGAUAUUAUAACCUUUAGAAUAUUGUUUCUUCCUUCACUCUGUUACCAUUUUAUCUAUUAUACAUUAACUUGAACGACAUAAGAUAUUGCAUGAACCAAAAGAAAAUAUUGUUUUCCUCCAGUACACAUAAGUUGAAAUUUAUUAUUAUCUAUUGUAUAAACAUUCAUACCUCACUUAAAACUUCUUUGUAAACAUUUAUGAUAUUUGAAUGACGUUAAUAAUUGUAGUAGAGAAAGUUAAACUAUUGUUUUGUAUGCAUGAAUUUUAUGAAAUGUAUUGAUGCUUAUAGCCUUGUGAUAUUGGGAUCCGUGUUGGAUUGAAUGAUUGAGAAAGUUGAAGGAGAGAGAUACUAAAGAACCAUCUGUAGUGUUAAAUUCCAUAUCCUAGGCUGAUUAUCAAAAAGUUUUACUUUUCUAAUAAUGACACAAGCGUAGAAUGCAGACAUUUAUACCCAUUUUGUGAAAUUUCCAAAACACUGAGUGUUCCUAGAUUGCUUUCUUAAAUAUGUCAGAUAAUGCAGCACACAAAUCUCAUACCAAAAUAUCUUAAUAGAGCUAUAUGUUAGAUUUCAGAAAAUUUCCUCCCUUUUCUGUUUUGCGCAUUUCCAUUUUGACUUUGGCCAAUUUGCCUCUGUGUACUGGUAAAUCUCCUGACUGUAUCUUUGAAUAGUCCACAGCAACUGAAAACCAGAACUCACAUCCUUAGCUAACAAGUACUAAUUGAUUGAUAUUUUACAAUUAGAUGAAUCAAUUUUUUUUUAUUAUCAUUCAGAAGUUCUUCUGUUUUCCCUCUAUCAUUAACACAUUUUUAUGUAAGAUUUUCAUUUGAAUGGUAGUUAAUAAUAACAGUUUAGUAUAUUUACAAACCUACAUACUUGUUUAUGAAUAUGAGAAAGCUUACCUACUUCAUCAGAUGCUUUACAAUGGACAAUUGAGGAGGCAUGCAAGAAAGACAGUGGGGUUUUUCAUCAACUGGCCUUGUAGAAAGAUUGUACUUAAAUAAAUAUCCUUUUUGAAGAGUUACUGUUUUAAUUCAGAGAAUGACUGUAUAGUAAUAUUUUAUGAAGCAUUUGAGAAAAAUGUCUUGAAUAAAAUAGUUCUAUCAAACUAUUAUCAUGCCUUUAUUUAAUUUUUUUAGGCUAAUUAAGAGAGUUCUAGUAACAGCAUAUGGUCUUGUGAUUUCACUGAUUUGUUAUGAAAUAUUUUUAAAGUGUAUAUGAGUAUUACAUUGAGUUAGAAAUUUACGUUCCUGGAUAUGUAAGAACAGGCUCUUUGGAUGUCCUCUCCUCAAGCUUUCUCUAUGUGAUCAAUAAAAGUAAAUUUUGGAAACAGUUGUUGAAAAACAAUGUUUUGUCCAAUUGUAAAACUGUCCAAAAUAAUCAUAACUCUUAGAAUUUAAAAGAAAUGGUGCAAAAAUGUAUAUGCAUAUGUGUAUGUGUUUGUAUGUGUACAUACUGAGUUCAGUUUAAAUGUAUGAAUGCAUACAUACACAUGCAUGUAUGAAAUCUCUGUAUUGAUAACAAUAAUAUUUCACCAGAAUCCAUCCUAGAAAUUUUGUCCAUUUAAGUCGUACCGUUCCACUUUUAGAAAAGGUUGCCAAAUUAUUUGAAUGUUUAAACUACUAUACAACCAAUUCCAUUACUAUUUAAUAGAGGGGAAGAUUUUUUUGAAAACUUCUCAAAAGAAUAUAUUUGCCAUAUUAAGUAGAAGGUAGAAGAAAACUCAAGUGGAGCAUCUGCAGCAGUAAGGAGUCAAUGAUUCUAUGUGUUGAAUGUUAUUUAGGAUUUGAGUUUCAUAAAAUUCCUGAAAAAAAAAUACCUCUUAGAAAUAUGGUGUUAAUUUGCACCAGUGUUCUGUAAUGUAGAUGUGGCAUGUUUUCAAAAAGAAAUGAAUUGAGGUAAAGCAAAAUUGUUAUGAAUUUUUAUUUCAGUUUUACUCUCUGUUAUGUAUUAAUUUCACACUUGCUAUGUAAAAUUGUAGACAUAGAAGAAGUUGUUUAAGUUGUAAAUAUUUGUCUCCCAUUUUUGUGUAAUUGUUAUCUUAGACUAGGUGGAUGUGGCUAUCUAGAAAGAUAAUCAAAUGUCCUGAAUAUGACUCCUUCCCCGUUUGUUUGUAGGCAAGUUUUCUUAGUUUAUAAUCUAUUAAAUUUAUGAAAAAACUAAAUAUUAAAAUUCCUUUAUUCAGUUUAGUGAUAUUUAUGCAUUUGCUCAGAUGUUACUACUUAAUGGAAAAUCCUAUGCAUAUUUUAUUUUGUUUAUUUUGAUGUUGAGUUUGUGGUUAUGUUUUAAACUGAUUAGUGGAUCAUUUGGAUGUAGCUCAGGUUUGUAAAGUAAUUUUGUGUCUUACAAUUUUAAUGUUAUUUGUUGGAAUGCACAUGUAAUCAUUUGAAAAUGUAUAUCCUUUGAGAUGUGCACAUCUAGCUGUUAUGGCUUAUGUGCAUGGAGAUUGAUAAUUUAUUAUUUUAAUAGAUGCAGUUUUGUUUUCCCCACCAGAUGGAUUAUUUUCAUCCUAUCAGAAAGAAGUGGCAAAACAUAACAUACUAAAGAUAAUGUAAUUGAAAAUGAAUUAAAAACAAGGCACAAAAUUCAUUAAUUUACAAACCUUUUCUUAUAAGUACAUGACCACAGAAUGAUUUUAUAUUUCUGGCAUGCUGUGCAUAAGUUGACAUUGUAAGUAUGUUGAAUUAUUGAUGUAUAAAAUGUAUAAUAAUUUUAUGGUUUUUAAUUUCAUUGCAAUUAUGGUAUUUACAAAUAUUGGAUUAUUUGUGCAUUCUUCUAUACAUAUUGUACUUAACUUCAUUUCUUGUACAUAUAUGAUUCAGUAUUAUACCUACUAACUAGCCAAAAAAUGAGACACAGAUGAUUGUGCGUAAUGACUAAAAGCUAGAUAGCCUUGGGGACAAUUUUUCACUGAAUUUUUAAAAGUAUCAGAGUUUCUGUUGCUGAGGAUGCUGUAGCUUCAGAGGAAUGAUGGUGUUGCAUAGAGGAGUCACCUAAACUAGAUAGCUUAAACCUUGAUUUAGUAUAUUGAGAAUCUUAAUAAGGGAGAAAACAUACUACUCAUUAUAAAUACAAACAUAUUUAACCAUUUCAUGCCAUGUGGUUUUUUUAAUAGUUGGUAGGACAUGUGUCUCUUCAUUCCAAAUGUACAUUUUUUGAAUGUCAAUAUGUUAUAUAAAUACAUGUUCCAAAAACAUUUCGUUUGAUUUCUUCCUCAACUUGCUUUUAAACUAUGUUUUAAUACAGAUUAAUUUAAUUAGUAUUCUGGAG
Molecule: messenger RNA, 10393 nt
Organism: Gryllus bimaculatus (two-spotted cricket)
Lineage: Eukaryota; Metazoa; Arthropoda; Insecta; Orthoptera; Gryllidae
Source: the annotation of a GenBank genome assembly